Angiostrongylus costaricensis is the source of this 444-nucleotide messenger RNA. Lineage: Eukaryota; Metazoa; Nematoda; Chromadorea; Rhabditida; Metastrongylidae. The record is from the annotation of a GenBank genome assembly.
CGUUUAUUUUCAGUAGGAGCAGUAGCUCCAAAUGCAGUACCACUAUUUUUCACCUCGCACGCGCCCUGCCCGGAUGGACCACCAUUACCCAUAACGUGCGAUCCGAAGCACCCAUGGCCUACAUGUCCUCCUCAGUCCUACUGUUACGCCACCAACUCUGUUGACUUCGGUCCAUACUACUGCUGUCCUAUGUCAGCGUCAGGGCCGUCUUGGAGGACAACUGCCCACUUCUAUAGCUCAGUGCAACCGAUGCCGUACAGCUUGCCCAACGUAAUAACGGAGACCGCCCACUGGCCAGCUUCCGCCGGUACCCCUCCAUUGAAAUCUAGAAAGUGUUCCAUGAGAAAUUGCUUCAACAUUCACGAAGAAAACAAGGAAAUGAAGAAAACGAUCAAAUUCCUCAUCGAUCGGUGGAUGGAAAAGCAGAACUUAGUGAGAAUAUGA